GCACUCCCCCUCACCAGCUGUCUAGUAAUAAUGGCGGAAUGUCAAAAGUCUACCUCAUGUCUAUCUCCAGCUUCAGAAAUGACCUCUCUCGCUAGAGCUUUGUCUCAUUCAAGGUUGAGCCAACUUGAUCAGUCUGAUGUGUUGAAAUCGCAGUCUUCUGUUCACCGGAGCAAUGUGGCACAGCCAGGUCGACGAAGGAUGUUGUCGAGCAGCAGUGUUGAGUCUCUGAAUGUGAGCCCCUGUGGUGAAGCGCGGGUAUUGGUCAUCAACACCGGAGGAACAAUCGGGAUGAUGUACCAUAAUAACGUGCUGUCCCCAGAGCCUAAUGUGUUUGUGAAGGCCCUACGAAAGCUUCCCAACCUCCAUGAUGAGCAGUAUGCCCUGCAGACCCGUAUGUACGACUACUACAGCACGAGUGGCCCACAGGAGAACACCCUGGUCCUGCCGCUGUGUAAACAAAAUAAGAGGAUAGUGUACACUGUUUUAGAGUACAGCCCCUUGCUGGACUCUUGCAAUAUGACCACAGAUGACUGGGCUACAAUUGGGAAGGACAUUGAGAAACACUAUGAGAAGUAUGAUGGUUUUGUCAUCCUCCACGGCACUGACACCAUGGCCUACACUGCAUCUGCUCUGUCCUUCAUGUGUGAGAACCUGGGGAAGCCUGUCAUCCUCACCGGCUCCCAGGUGCCGAUCUAUGAGAUGAGGAACGAUGGAAGAGACAACCUGUUGGGGGCGCUGCUGAUCGCCGGUCAGUUUGUCAUUCCUGAGGUUUGUCUGUAUUUCCACCACAAUCUGUACCGGGGGAACCGUGUGACCAAGGUGGAUGCUGAGAGUUUCAAUGCCUUCAACUCUCCUAACCUGGCUCCUCUGGCCAACGCUGAAGUGGACAUUAAAAUUAACUGGGACACUGUGUGGAGAGCGAACACGACCGCACGGUUCAGAGUGAGCACUCAGAUGAACCGUAACGUGGGUCUGCUGAGACUCUUCCCAGGCAUCACUGCAGUUACCGUGAAGUCCUUCCUGCAGGCGCCCAUGGAGGGCAUCGUCCUGGAGACGUAUGGUAGUGGAAACGCCCCUGACAACCGUGCUGACCUGCUUGAGGUGUUCCAGAAUGCCACAGAGAGGGGCGUGAUCAUUGUCAACUGCACCCAGUGUCUGAGGGGUUCUGUCACCACAUCGUACGCCACUGGAAAGGCCCUGAGUGACGCAGGGCUGGUGGCAGGCUGUGACAUGACUCCUGAGGCUGCCCUGUGCAAGCUGUCCUACGUGCUGGCCAGGAUGGACCUCAGUAUAGAGGCCAAAAGAAAGAUGCUGAGUCAGAACCUGCGGGGGGAGAUGAUCGCUGACCUGCAGGGGGCCAAGCUCACUCUGAGCGACAGUCGCUUCAUCCAGGUCAUCGCCAAGUCCCUGAGCAUCAGCUGUAAGGAGGAGCUAGAAGCCGUCCGGGAUGCUCUGACCCCCACCUUAGCUUGUGCCGCUUCUAAGAUAGGAGACGUGGAGGCCUUGGAUGCCAUAAAGGAGAUGGGCAGUAACCUAAGUCUGGGGGACUAUGAUGGACGCACCCCUCUGCACGUCGCUUCCUGUGAGGGCCACCUCAAUGUGGUGCAGUAUCUACUGGGCCAGGGCGCCACUGUCUAUGCCAAAGAUCGCUAUGGGGACACACCCCUGCGCAAUGCUGUGCGCUUCAGACACAAAGAGGUGGUGAAGCUGCUGAGAAAGACAGGAGCCCAUUUCUCCAUGGAUGAGCUGGAGGAUGCCGGUUCAGAGCUGUGCAGUCUGGCAGCCAAUGCUGACAUCGAGGGCCUGGAGAUGUGGCACCUGGCCGGGGGAGACCUGGACAUGCCAGGCUACGACGGGAAGACGCCGAUGGAGGUGGCUCAGUCUGUGGGGAAUGAAGUUGUGAUGGAGUUCUUACACCAGGUCAGCCAGUACCAUGCCAAGUCAGAUGAAAGUAAUGAGCCUCUGUUUGAUGAAAAUGAUGAGAAUGGAGAGUACAUUGAGUUCUCAGCCUGUCCAAAAGGAUCCUGAAGAAGAAGAUCCUCAGCUCUUACCUCUCCAUCCAUCCCCAUCACUCUCUCUCCCCCAUUCCAUUUCACUCUCUUACACUAGACAUUUGCACAAGCUUGCAGAUGAACAGAUUUUAUUUAGAUUCAUCCAAACCAUUUACAAUUUAUAUAGUUGCGAUAAUAUCAUGUACAGUUGGGAAACUGUAGUUGUAAAACAACUAGUAGCACAACAUUUGAUGUCAAGUAAUAUCUAUGCACUGUGGCUAGAACGGGCACCACUAUAUCUGUAUGUUUUGUAUGUACCACAGUAUACAAUGUAUGUGGAAGCAAUUCGCUCUGUUUGCAUUAUCAGAGUAUUAUCAGUGAUUAUUGUAAGCACAGGGUAGAAUGCUGUACCUUUCAUACUAAGCAUUUCAUAACGCACGUUGAGUGCCAUUUAUUCUAAACGGAAAUCAUUGUGUGAAUAACUGUUUGCCUAGAUGUUUAUAGUCUCACUUAGACUGCAUGAAUGAUAAAAAAAAUUCCCCACCUCCUUCUGAAAGUACAGAUAACUGAGGUGUUUCCUGUUUGUGAAAUAGGACAAUCCGUCCCUCUAUUCUGCUUCCACACAGCUCUCCUAGCAUCCAAACCCAGCGUCCUCUAUAGUUGAUAAAAAGGUCAUUUAGCAGAUGCUUUUAUCUAAAGCAACUUGCAGAGACAAGCUGUUACUCCCAUCAAUGUGACAUUACAACCCACAGUGUCUUCUAUAGUUUGAGUUGUGUACUUACUGGUUUCCCUACUCUAACAGCCUGGGCAGAGAGACAAAUGUCAUAUAGCUCCCCUCUCUCUACUGGGAUUCUCUGCCUCUGACCAUAUUACGGGGGCUGAGACACUGGCUUACUAGUGCUCUUC
Messenger RNA from Coregonus clupeaformis (lake whitefish), 2897 nucleotides. It is a transcript of the gene aspg, whose product is annotated as asparaginase homolog (S. cerevisiae). The transcript has 18 exons. The record is from RefSeq and is a predicted model, not a curated record. Bases 31 to 2028 code for a protein of 665 amino acids. Gene Ontology annotation, molecular function: asparaginase activity; protein binding. Gene Ontology annotation, biological process: amino acid metabolic process. NCBI's taxonomy places the organism in Eukaryota, Metazoa, Chordata, Actinopteri, Salmoniformes, Salmonidae.